Molecule: messenger RNA, 2259 nt
Organism: Trematosphaeria pertusa
Lineage: Eukaryota; Fungi; Ascomycota; Dothideomycetes; Pleosporales; Trematosphaeriaceae
Exons: 2
Coding region: 143-2029 (628 amino acids)
Biological process (GO): membrane protein proteolysis
Cellular component (GO): cytoplasmic side of endoplasmic reticulum membrane; membrane; lumenal side of endoplasmic reticulum membrane
Molecular function (GO): aspartic endopeptidase activity, intramembrane cleaving
Source: RefSeq, a predicted model, not a curated record
CACGCCGCAAACACGUCUCUCGUUUCACGGUCCGACAGGCUGCACUUUUUGAAGCACCCGUGCCGCGUAGUCGUUCUUUUCAUUGUAAUUUCCGACUCCCCGAAAACAACGACACUCCCCCACAUCACCACCACAAACAAGCAUGGCGGAGCCUGGUGUGGGCGCGCGCAUCCUCGGACGCAUAUUCUACGAGUUCUCCCUCGUGCAGCCCAUGCUGCCCACAUACGCCCACCUCAUAGUCUCCGCGCUCUUCCCCAUCUACGCCGGCGCCCACGCCUCCCUCACCCGGCCGUCCUCCGCCGCGAAACCCACAAAGCGGAAGCACAAAGCGCGAACCGGCGCCGACGAAGAUGAAUCCACUGAAGAAGAGGAGGAAGAGGAGGAGCACAAGAUGGAGGGGCUGGCGCCGACCGACGCUAUCAUGAUGCCGCUGUUUGCGGGAAUCACGCUGGCGGCGCUUUACUUCCUGAUUCAGUGGCUGAAGGACCCCGCUAUUCUGAACAAGAUACUCAAUGGCUACUUUGCGCUGUUUGCCGUCUUCUCGGUGUCCAGGCUGAUUACGGAUGUGCUGGACAUCGGGCACUCGAUCAUUUUCCCGAGGAGAUAUGCGCUCGGCGGCGCAUUGUACCAUGUCCAUGGCAACGAGAAGAAGGCUACGCCGGUUGCAGGGGAUACAAAGGACAAGCAGACUAUACCGUCUCCCCUCCCCGGGUUUCUGGCGAAGCUACCGCUCUCAGAUCGUUGGAGAGAGAUUCUUUGGGCGGACCGCGCUAUGCCUGGGAAUAAGUGGACGCUGCGACUGUAUCUCCACCGCAUCUUCGCUGGAAAGAUGUUGAUUGGGCCGCAUGGAGUCGUUGGCGCUAUCACUGCGGUGCUCGCCGUCGCGUACUUUAACCUGGUCGACAAGCCGUGGUAUCUCACGAAUCUGAUGGGCUUCGGGUUCUCCUACGGCGCGCUGCAAUUGAUGUCGCCGACGACGUUUGCGACGGGGAGCUUGAUACUUGGGGCGCUGUUCUUCUAUGACAUAUACUUUGUCUUCUACACACCCAUGAUGGUAACAGUAGCCAAAUCCCUCGACGUCCCAAUCAAGCUCGUCUUCCCUCGUCCCGCUCCCGCCGACGAACCCUCCGCAAAGGCCCAACACGCAAUGCUCGGCCUCGGCGACGUCGUGCUCCCAGGCAUCAUGAUCGGCCUCGCCCUCCGCUUCGACUUGUUUCUCUUCUAUCUGCGCCGCCAGACACGUACACAAGCUGUGGAAGGAUCAGACGAAACUGUAGUCAAGCCAAAGUAUUUCUCGCUUGCCGGACGCUGGAGCGACCACUUCUGGACGCAUUCCCUCACAGGCCGCCCACUCUUCCCUACAGCAGACGAGAGUAAACCUGAGCCGCCGUUUACGUUCCCGAAAACAUACUUCAAGGCUAGUCUGAUCGGAUAUGUGAUUGGCAUGCUGGCUACACUGGGAGUUAUGCAAGUCUGGGGCCAUGCGCAACCGGCGCUGCUAUACCUCGUGCCGGGCGUGCUGGGCAGCUUGUGGUUGACGGCGCUAGUCAGGGGAGAAAUCGGCUUGAUGUGGCGGUUCAGCGAAGCGACCGAAGAAGAAGAGGAAUCCGCCAGCAAGGAAGAUGGAAAAACAAAGGCGAAAGCAAGCGCCGAGCGAUCAAGCUUCUUCUCCUUCUUCUCCGACAAGAAGAGCCAGGAGCGUGAAGCACGCAUGAAGGAUGCGUUGCGGAAACAUGUCUCGUACGAUGGCGAAUCCGAAGACGAUGCGGAUGCCAGCAGCAAGGAGAAGAAGGACAAAGUCAGAGAGAUGGCUGGUCAUAGAUCGGAGAGAGAGGUCUUCUCCUUUUCUAUCGAGGCUCCGUGGACGCUGAAGCAUCCGCGAUCCGUCCGCCGGGGAAGCUCGCAUCAGGAGCCGAAGGAGGAAGAGGAGGAACAAUCGCCGCUGGAGAAAGAUAAACCUAACUGGGCACCUCCGCCAACUGAGACGAAGGCCGUAGAGCCGUCCGGGAAGCGUGUACGGCUGACUUAGGGGCUUGAUGGUAGACGCUGUCAUUGGUAUUGGUAUUUCACGGGAUGCAUGGAUGGUGAGCAGGGCUAUAUCACCUAUGGCGCCGCUCGACCUUAGGCGUUCACGGCUCGCCAUGGAGUUAUUUCUCGGACAGGGACGAGAGGUCCCUCUUGCAUGACUUAUGGCAUAGCGGGCAUAGCGACGGCGUUAAUUCACAUAUCGAAGUAAUCAAAUCUUCACGCUCAGAGCAC